AGGUACAGCUGUAGAUGUAUCUCCCUAUCCAGACACACCAGAGGAUGAUGCUACAGUAGACAACAGAUCUUCUUUUGAAUUCUCUCUGCUGCUGCUGCUUUCACCAUGCUACCUAAAGAACACAACAGCGAGCCCAAGGCUGCGAAGCUCAGCCUGUUCAACAGGAACAAUGCCCUGAACGCCUGUAUGAAGAAAGAGGAGAAGAAAGAGAAGGAGAUUCAUUAUGAGGAUUCCCCGGAUGGUGGCUGGGGCUGGAUGGUCGUACUUCACUGCUUCCUGGUGAAUAUGUUGGUGAUGGGGACCCUGAAGACCUUUGGGAUCUUCUUCGUGACAUUCCAGGAUGAGUUCGGAGGGUCGGCAGAGAGUAUCAGCUGGAUCGGCUCCAUCAUGUCUAGCCUGCGGCUCUCUGGAGGUCCCCUGGCCGCUGUAUCGUGUGCGAAGCUGGGUAACAGAGUGACCUCUAUAGCUGGGGCUGUGCUCGUCAGUGUUGGCUUCCUCAUGAGUGUCUUUGCCACCAGCGUGGUAUUCCUCUAUAUCAGCAUGGGGCUGAUUGUGGGCCUUGGUUUUGCACUCCUGUACCAAGCCACCUCUGUUGUCACGGCAACAUAUUUCCGUAAGAGGUUAGCGACGGCAUACUCCAUCGGGCGGUCUGGGAUGGGCUUUACCUUCGCCCUCGCCCCUUUCACUCAGCUGCUGCUGGAUCAGUACGCCUGGCAAGGAGCUCUGCUAAUCCUAGGAGGCCUGAUGUUAAACCUGGUGGCCUCUGGGAUGCUGCUAAGACCCAUCCACGUGAAGCCUGCACCACCCCCUUCCUCAACCUCAUCUUCAUCCAUCCAAAAAAGCCCUCUGAUAGGUCCAGAGAAGGAGAAGGACCGCCCUCAGAAUGGAUGCUGCUUUAACGGAUCCACAACGUUAACCAAUGGCAACGCCAAAUCAGACUCUUCUCCUUCAACUCCACAACCCCUGCACUGGGACACUGAGACCUCAGAGAAGGACUCUACACCUAGGUUGGGUCAGAACAACCACAGCCCCCCACCUCCACCAAACCCUGAACUGACCAAGCUGGUACAAAACAACGUGAACAGGCACGUUCAGGAGGCAUCCCCCCCCACGGCCACCAUAGACAGCCCCAGCAUCAUGGAACAGAACGGUACCAUUAGCCUAAAUGGUUCCGCUGUGUUUGGGUGUUCCUCACCUAAUGGCACUACCACUGUGGAUGAUCACAUCCCACCGGCCGUGAAAAAUAACAGAGUUCUAGACUUCUCCCUGUUGAAGAACCCUUUCUUCUGCAUCUACACUUGGUCCGUGGUGUUCAGCCAGCUGGCUUACUUCAUCCCCUACUUCCACUUGUCUGCCCGGGCCAGGAACCUGGGCAUCGACGCCAUGGAUGCUUCCUUCAUCAUCUCUGUGGCAGGUAUCACAGAGACUAUAGCCCAGCUAGGCUCCGGUUGGCUAGCGGAUAAGAACCCGUUCCAUAAGUACCACUACCACAAGGCCUACCUGAUCCUGUGUGGAGUGGUCAACCUGUUUGCCCCACUGGCUAACACCUACAUCCUGCUCAUGGUUUACGCUGUCUUCUUUGCCAUCUUCUGUGGCGGUUACAUGGCACUGCUACUGCCUGUCCUGGUGGAUCUGGUAGGGCAAGAGAAACUCAACAACUCCAUGGGAUUUUCUAUGUUCUUCGUAGGCCUCGGCUGUCUGACAGGACCUCCUCUCGCAGGUUUCCUGUAUGACUACACCCAGACCUACGACUGUUCCUUCUACCUGGCGGGGGUGUGUUACCUGCUGUCCUCUGUGUCUCUCUUCCUGGAGCCCGUGGCGAGGAGGUGGCAGAGCAGAAAGAGGAGACGCGAGGCCCGCGACGUAGACACCAGCUGGAAGAGUAACGGCUGCUUCUGCCCUGAGCUUCCUGUCCUAAAGAACAGCAACAACAAUGACGUGGUCUAGAGGGUAGUUUCACCCCAGCUAGCACAUUUGGUUCCUUGGAAGUUCGUAUGCAAAAUAACCAUAGGGCAAUCACCAUGCCUUAACAAUCACUACGGGCCUUAUAACUUUUGGUGCUAGCUGGUGGAUAUUACCAUACUCUCCUUCAUUAAGCCUGGAAUCGAGGCUAUGUAGAUGGAGGGAGGGCAGGGUUGGCUCUCUGUUCCUAAUAUAUGUCAUUUAGCAGACGCUUGAUAAUUAUUCAAAGCGACUUACAGUAAAGUGAGUACAGACAUUUUGGGGAUUUGUGAUCCCGGCGGGAAUUGAACCUGCGACCUUGGCAUUACUAGCACCAUUGCUCUUACUGAGACACACGUAACCAUGUGGAGGGAGAGCAGAGUUGGCUGCUUCCCCUUUCUCUCUCCUUCCUUAAAACAAGCAUGUGCCAACUGUGCCAGUUACCCAGCUUUUGGGUGGACUGAAAUGACCCUGCUGCUUUGGAGAAAGCCAAGGAAUACCCAACUGACUGACUGACUGAGGAGAAAGCCAAGGAAUACCCAACUGACUGACUGACUGAGGAGAAAGCCAAGGAAUACCCAACUGACUGACUGACUGACUGAGGAGAAAGCCAAGGAAUACCCAACUGACUGACUGACUGACUGACGAGAAAGCCAAGGAAUACCCAACUGACUGACUGACUGACGAGAAAGCCAAGGAAUACCCAACUGUCUGUCUGACUGAGGAGAAAGCCAAGGAAUACCCAACUGACUGUCUGACUGACUGUCUGACUGAGGAGAAAGCCAAGGAAUACCCAACUGACUGACUGUCUGACUGACUGAGGAGAAAGCCAAGGAAUACCCAACUGACUGACUGACUGAGGAGAAAGCCAAGGAAUACCCAACUGACUGACUGACUGAGGAGAAAGCCAAGGAAUACCCAACUGACUGACUGUCUGACUGAGAAGAAAGCCAAGGAAUACCCAACUGACUGACUGUCUGUCUGAGGAGAAAGCCAAGGAAUACCCAACUGACUGACUGACUGACUGACUGAGGAGAAAGCCAAGGAAUACCCAACUGACUGACUGACUGUCUGACUGAGGAGAAACCCAAGGAAUACCCAACUGACUGACUGUCUGACUGAGGAGAAAGCCAAGGAAUACCCAACUGACUGACUGACUGUCUGACUGAAGAGCAAGCCAAGGAAUACCCAACUGACUGACUGACUGACUGACUGAGGAGAAAGCCAAGGAAUACCCAACUGACUGACUGACUGUCUGACUGAGGAGAAACCCAAGGAAUACCCAACUGACUGACUGUCUGACUGAGGAGAAACCCAAGGAAUACCCAACUGACCGACUGUCUGACUGAGAAGAAAGCCAAGGAAUACCCAACUGACUGACUGACUGUCUGACUGAGGAGAAAGCCAAGGAAUACCCAACUGACUGACUGACUGAGGAGAAAGCCAAGGAAUACCCAACUGACUGACUGACUGACUGACUGACUGAGGAGAAAGCCAAGGAAUACCCAACUGACUGACUGUCUGACUGAGGAGAAAGCCAAGGAAUACCCAACUGACUGACUGUCUGACUGAGGAGAAAGCCAAGGAAUACCCAACUGUCUGUCUGACUGAAGAGCAAGCCAAGGAAUACCCAACUGUCUGUCUGAAUGAGGAGAAAGCCAAGGAAUACCCAACGGACUGACUGACUGAGGAGAAAGCCAAGGAAUACCCAACUGUCUGUCUGACUGAAGAGCAAGCCAAGGAAUACCCAACGGACUGACUGACUGAGGAGAAAGCCAAGGAAUACCCAACGGACUGACUGACUGAGGAGAAAGCCAAGGAAUACCCAACUGACUGACUGACUGAGGAGAAAGCCAAGGAAUACCCAACUGACUGACUGACUGAGGAGAAAGCCAAGGAAUACCCAACUGUCUGUCUGACUGAGGAGAAAGCCAAGGAAUACCCAACGGACUGACUGACUGAGGAGAAAGCCAAGGAAUACCCAACUGACUGACUGUCUGUCUGACUGAGGAGAAAGCCAAGGAAUACCCAACUGACUGACUGACUGAGGAGAAAGCCAAGGAAUACCCAACUGACUGUCUGACUGACUGUCUGACUGAGAAGAAAGCCAAGGAAUACCCAACUGACUGACUGUCUGUCUGAGGAGAAAGCCAAGGAAUACCCAACUGACUGACUGACUGACUGACUGAGGAGAAAGCCAAGGAAUACCCAACUGACUGACUGACUGUCUGACUGAGGAGAAACCCAAGGAAUACCCAACUGACUGACUGUCUGACUGAGGAGAAAGCCAAGGAAUACCCAACUGACUGACUGUCUGACUGAGGAGAAAGCCAAGGAAUACCCAACUGACUGACUGACUGUCUGACUGAAGAGCAAGCCAAGGAAUACCCAACUGACUGACUGACUGACUGAGGAGAAAGCCAAGGAAUACCCAACUGACUGACUGACUGUCUGACUGAGGAGAAACCCAAGGAAUACCCAACUGACUGACUGUCUGACUGAGGAGAAAGCCAAGGAAUACCCAACUGUCUGUCUGACUGAGGAGAAAGCCAAGGAAUACCCAACUGUCUGUCUGACUGAGGAGAAAGCCAAGGAAUACCCAACUGACUGACUGACUGACUGAGGAGAAAGCCAAGGAAUACCCAACUGACUGACUGACUGAGGAGAAAGCCAAGGAAUACCCAACUGACUGACUGACUGAGGAGAAAGCCAAGGAAUACCCAACUGACUGACUGACUGACUGAGGAGAAAGCCAAGGAAUACCCAACUGACUGACUGACUGACUGACGAGAAAGCCAAGGAAUACCCAACUGACUGACUGACUGACGAGAAAGCCAAGGAAUACCCAACUGUCUGUCUGACUGAGGAGAAAGCCAAGGAAUACCCAACUGACUGUCUGACUGACUGUCUGACUGAGGAGAAAGCCAAGGAAUACCCAACUGACUGACUGUCUGUCUGACUGAGGAGAAAGCCAAGGAAUACCCAACUGACUGACUGACUGAGGAGAAAGCCAAGGAAUACCCAACUGACUGACUGACUGAGGAGAAAGCCAAGGAAUACCCAACUGACUGACUGACUGAGGAGAAAGCCAAGGAAUACCCAACUGACUGACUGUCUGACUGAGAAGAAAGCCAAGGAAUACCCAACUGACUGACUGUCUGUCUGAGGAGAAAGCCAAGGAAUACCCAACUGACUGACUGACUGACUGACUGAGGAGAAAGCCAAGGAAUACCCAACUGACUGACUGACUGUCUGACUGAGGAGAAACCCAAGGAAUACCCAACUGACUGACUGUCUGACUGAGGAGAAAGCCAAGGAAUACCCAACUGACUGACUGACUGUCUGACUGAAGAGCAAGCCAAGGAAUACCCAACUGACUGACUGACUGACUGACUGAGGAGAAAGCCAAGGAAUACCCAACUGACUGACUGACUGUCUGACUGAGGAGAAACCCAAGGAAUACCCAACUGACUGACUGUCUGACUGAGGAGAAACCCAAGGAAUACCCAACUGACUGACUGUCUGACUGAGAAGAAAGCCAAGGAAUACCCAACUGACUGACUGACUGUCUGACUGAGGAGAAAGCCAAGGAAUACCCAACUGACUGACUGACUGACUGAGGAGAAAGCCAAGGAAUACCCAACUGACUGACUGACUGACUGACUGACUGAGGAGAAAGCCAAGGAAUACCCAACUGACUGACUGUCUGACUGAGGAGAAAGCCAAGGAAUACCCAACUGACUGACUGUCUGACUGAGGAGAAAGCCAAGGAAUACCCAACUGUCUGUCUGACUGAAGAGCAAGCCAAGGAAUACCCAACUGUCUGUCUGAAUGAGGAGAAAGCCAAGGAAUACCCAACGGACUGACUGACUGAGGAGAAAGCCAAGGAAUACCCAACUGUCUGUCUGACUGAAGAGCAAGCCAAGGAAUACCCAACGGACUGACUGACUGAGGAGAAAGCCAAGGAAUACCCAACGGACUGACUGACUGAGGAGAAAGCCAAGGAAUACCCAACUGACUGACUGACUGAGGAGAAAGCCAAGGAAUACCCAACUGACUGACUGACUGAGGAGAAAGCCAAGGAAUACCCAACUGUCUGUCUGACUGAGGAGAAAGCCAAGGAAUACCCAACGGACUGACUGACUGAGGAGAAAGCCAAGGAAUACCCAACUGACUGACUGUCUGUCUGACUGAGGAGAAAGCCAAGGAAUACCCAACUGACUGACUGACUGAGGAGAAAGCCAAGGAAUACCCAACUGACUGUCUGACUGACUGUCUGACUGAGAAGAAAGCCAAGGAAUACCCAACUGACUGACUGUCUGUCUGAGGAGAAAGCCAAGGAAUACCCAACUGACUGACUGACUGACUGACUGAGGAGAAAGCCAAGGAAUACCCAACUGACUGACUGACUGUCUGACUGAGGAGAAACCCAAGGAAUACCCAACUGACUGACUGUCUGACUGAGGAGAAAGCCAAGGAAUACCCAACUGACUGACUGUCUGACUGAGGAGAAAGCCAAGGAAUACCCAACUGACUGACUGACUGUCUGACUGAAGAGCAAGCCAAGGAAUACCCAACUGACUGACUGACUGACUGAGGAGAAAGCCAAGGAAUACCCAACUGACUGACUGACUGUCUGACUGAGGAGAAACCCAAGGAAUACCCAACUGACUGACUGUCUGACUGAGGAGAAAGCCAAGGAAUACCCAACUGUCUGUCUGACUGAGGAGAAAGCCAAGGAAUACCCAACUGUCUGUCUGACUGAGGAGAAAGCCAAGGAAUACCCAACUGACUGACUGACUGACUGAGGAGAAAGCCAAGGAAUACCCAACUGACUGACUGACUGAGGAGAAAGCCAAGGAAUACCCAACUGUCUGUCUGACUGAGGAGAAAGCCAAGGAAUACCCAACGGACUGACUGACUGAGGAGAAAGCCAAGGAAUACCCAACUGACUGACUGUCUGUCUGACUGAGGAGAAAGCCAAGGAAUACCCAACUGACUGACUGACUGAGGAGAAAGCCAAGGAAUACCCAACUGACUGUCUGACUGACUGUCUGACUGAGAAGAAAGCCAAGGAAUACCCAACUGACUGACUGUCUGUCUGAGGAGAAAGCCAAGGAAUACCCAACUGACUGACUGACUGACUGACUGAGGAGAAAGCCAAGGAAUACCCAACUGACUGACUGACUGUCUGACUGAGGAGAAACCCAAGGAAUACCCAACUGACUGACUGUCUGACUGAGGAGAAAGCCAAGGAAUACCCAACUGACUGACUGUCUGACUGAGGAGAAAGCCAAGGAAUACCCAACUGACUGACUGACUGUCUGACUGAGGAGAAACCCAAGGAAUACCCAACUGACUGACUGUCUGACUGAGGAGAAAGCCAAGGAAUACCCAACUGUCUGUCUGACUGAGGAGAAAGCCAAGGAAUACCCAACUGUCUGUCUGACUGAGGAGAAAGCCAAGGAAUACCCAACUGACUGACUGACUGACUGAGGAGAAAGCCAAGGAAUACCCAACUGACUGACUGACUGAGGAGAAAGCCAAGGAAUACCCAACUGACUGACUGACUGAGGAGAAAGCCAAGGAAUACCCAACUGACUGACUGACUGACUGAGGAGAAAGCCAAGGAAUACCCAACUGACUGACUGACUGACUGACGAGAAAGCCAAGGAAUACCCAACUGACUGACUGACUGACGAGAAAGCCAAGGAAUACCCAACUGUCUGUCUGACUGAGGAGAAAGCCAAGGAAUACCCAACUGACUGUCUGACUGACUCUCUGACUGAGGAGAAAGCCAAGGAAUACCCAACUGACUGACUCUCUGUCUGACUGAGGAGAAAGCCAAGGAAUACCCAACUGACUGACUGACUGAGGAGAAAGCCAAGGAAUACCCAACUGACUGACUGACUGAGGAGAAAGCCAAGGAAUACCCAACUGACUGACUGACUGAGGAGAAAGCCAAGGAAUACCCAACUGACUGUCUGACUGACUGUCUGACUGAGAAGAAAGCCAAGGAAUACCCAACUGACUGACUGUCUGUCUGAGGAGAAAGCCAAGGAAUACCCAACUGACUGACUGACUGACUGACUGAGGAGAAAGCCAAGGAAUACCCAACUGACUGACUGACUGUCUGACUGAGGAGAAACCCAAGGAAUACCCAACUGACUGACUGUCUGACUGAGGAGAAAGCCAAGGAAUACCCAACUGACUGACUGUCUGUCUGACUGAGGAGAAAGCCAAGGAAUACCCAACUGACUGACUGACUGAGGAGAAAGCCAAGGAAUACCCAACUGACUGACUGACUGAGGAGAAAGCCAAGGAAUACCCAACUGACUGACUGACUGAGGAGAAAGCCAAGGAAUACCCAACUGACUGACUGUCUGACUGAGAAGAAAGCCAAGGAAUACCCAACUGACUGACUGUCUGUCUGAGGAGAAAGCCAAGGAAUACCCAACUGACUGACUGACUGACUGACUGAGGAGAAAGCCAAGGAAUACCCAACUGACUGACUGACUGUCUGACUGAGGAGAAACCCAAGGAAUACCCAACUGACUGACUGUCUGACUGAGGAGAAAGCCAAGGAAUACCCAACUGACUGACUGACUGUCUGACUGAAGAGCAAGCCAAGGAAUACCCAACUGACUGACUGACUGACUGACUGAGGAGAAAGCCAAGGAAUACCCAACUGACUGACUGACUGUCUGACUGAGGAGAAACCCAAGGAAUACCCAACUGACUGACUGUCUGACUGAGGAGAAACCCAAGGAAUACCCAACUGACUGACUGUCUGACUGAGAAGAAAGCCAAGGAAUACCCAACUGACUGACUGACUGUCUGACUGAGGAGAAAGCCAAGGAAUACCCAACUGACUGACUGACUGACUGAGGAGAAAGCCAAGGAAUACCCAACUGACUGACUGACUGACUGACUGACUGAGGAGAAAGCCAAGGAAUACCCAACUGACUGACUGUCUGACUGAGGAGAAAGCCAAGGAAUACCCAACUGACUGACUGUCUGACUGAGGAGAAAGCCAAGGAAUACCCAACUGUCUGUCUGACUGAAGAGCAAGCCAAGGAAUACCCAACUGUCUGUCUGAAUGAGGAGAAAGCCAAGGAAUACCCAACGGACUGACUGACUGAGGAGAAAGCCAAGGAAUACCCAACUGUCUGUCUGACUGAAGAGCAAGCCAAGGAAUACCCAACGGACUGACUGACUGAGGAGAAAGCCAAGGAAUACCCAACGGACUGACUGACUGAGGAGAAAGCCAAGGAAUACCCAACUGACUGACUGACUGAGGAGAAAGCCAAGGAAUACCCAACUGACUGACUGACUGAGGAGAAAGCCAAGGAAUACCCAGCUGUCUGUCUGACUGAGGAGAAAGCCAAGGAAUACCCAACAGACUGACUGACUGAGGAGAAAGCCAAGGAAUACCCAACUGACUGACUGUCUGUCUGACUGAGGAGAAAGCCAAGGAAUACCCAACUGACUGACUGACUGAGGAGAAAGCCAAGGAAUACCCAACUGACUGUCUGACUGACUGUCUGACUGAGAAGAAAGCCAAGGAAUACCCAACUGACUGACUGUCUGUCUGAGGAGAAAGCCAAGGAAUACCCAACUGACUGACUGACUGACUGACUGAGGAGAAAGCCAAGGAAUACCCAACUGACUGACUGACUGUCUGACUGAGGAGAAACCCAAGGAAUACCCAACUGACUGACUGUCUGACUGAGGAGAAAGCCAAGGAAUACCCAACUGACUGACUGUCUGACUGAGGAGAAAGCCAAGGAAUACCCAACUGACUGACUGACUGUCUGACUGAAGAGCAAGCCAAGGAAUACCCAACUGACUGACUGACUGACUGAGGAGAAAGCCAAGGAAUACCCAACUGACUGACUGACUGUCUGACUGAGGAGAAACCCAAGGAAUACCCAACUGACUGACUGUCUGACUGAGGAGAAAGCCAAGGAAUACCCAACUGUCUGUCUGACUGAGGAGAAAGCCAAGGAAUACCCAACUGUCUGUCUGACUGAGGAGAAAGCCAAGGAAUACCCAACUGACUGACUGACUGACUGAGGAGAAAGCCAAGGAAUACCCAACUGACUGACUGACUGAGGAGAAAUUAUUAUGACCACAGCAAUGUUACUGUAAUAGCUUAAAAAUGGUUGUACAUAUAACGGAGACUUUUCCUUCAGUCCAUAAAGAGAGGCAGCAAACGGAGAAUCCUGUUUUGUAACGUUUUGAAUACAAGACAAAUGUACACUUAUUCUGCUAGGCCACAUGUUAACCCUCAUGUUCUCAGGGCAUCGCCUGACGCCUGCUACACAAAUCUCAUUGUAGUGUGGACUAAUGUGGCUGGAACACUUGACGUCUUUUUUUUUCUUUUUUCGGUAUGAGGAGGAUUUGAACAACACAACAAACUUCUGACACAACACAACCACAUUGUCUAUACAAUCACAUCCUAUAUGUAACGGAUGUGAAAUGGCUAGCUAGUUAGCGGUGGUGCAAGCUAAUAGCGUUUCAAUCGGUUACGUCACUCGCUUUGAGACCUUAAAGUGGUGGUUCCCCUUGAGCGGCGUUUGCGGAGCGAUGGGUAACGAUCCUUCGUGGGUGACUGUUGUUGGUGUGUGCAGAAGGUCCCUGGUUCGCGCGAGGGGAUGGACUAAAGUUAUACUGUUACAUAUAUUCAUCAGAAACGGUACACCUCUGUGUUAAAUACAGUACAACGUAACGUACCGUACAACGUACCGUACACCCAUGAAUGAGUCUUGGGUUCCGUCCCAAAUGUCACCGUAUUCCCUAUAUAGUGCACUACUUUCAACCAGGGCCCAUAGGGGCUGGUCAAAAGUAGUGCACUACUUUCAACCAGCUCCCAUAGGGGCUGGUCAAAAGUAGUGCACUACUUUCAACCAGGGCCCAUAGGGCUCCCAUAGGGGCUGGUCAAAAGUAGUGCACUACUUUCAACCAGCUCCCGAAGGGGCUGGUCAAAAGUAGUGCACUAUAUAGGGAAUAUAGGGUGUUUUUUUUUGGUACACAGAAAAAUGUUGAGAUCAUGUUAUAUAUGAUAUGGGUUACUGUAUGUACCAUAUAGAUGAUGUACCAAAUGUCUGGUAUAUACAGUUCCUUCAGAAAGUAUUCACACCCCUUUGACUUUUUACACAUUUUGUGGAAUUAAAAUUGAUUUAAUUGUCCCUUUUUUUUUGUCAAUGAUCAAAUGUGAAAGUGGGGGAAAAAAACACUAAUAUAUCUUGAUUAGAUAAAUAUUCAACCCCCUUGAGUCAAUACAUGUUAGAAUCACCUUUGGCAACGAUUACAGCUGUGGGUGUUUUGGGGUAAGUCUCUAAGAACAUUUUUGCAAAACUUCAAGCUCUGGUUGUUGUUCAUUGCUAGACAGCCAUUUUCAAGUCUUGCCAUAGAUUUUCGAGCUGAUUUAAGUCAAAACUGUAAUUUGGCCACUCAGAAAUAUUCAAUGUUGUCUUGGUAAGUAACUACAAAGUAUAUUUGGCCUUGUGUUUUAGGUUAUUGUCCUGCUGAAAGGUGAAUUUGUCUCCCACUGUCUGGUGGAAAGCAGACUGAACCAGGUUUUCCUUUAGGAUAUUGCCUUUGCUUAGCUAUAUUAAAUGUAUUUUUAUCCUAAAAAACUCCGUAGUCCUUGCCAAGCAUACCUAUAACAUGAUCUAACCACCACCAUGCUUGAAAAUAUGUAGAUUUUAACUCAGUGUUGUGUUGUGUUGGAUCUGCCCCAAACAUAACACUUUGUAUUCAGGACAAAACGUUCAUUUCUUUGCCACAUUUCUUGCAGUUUUACUUUAAUGCCUUAUCGCAAACAGGAUACAUGUUUUGAAAUAUUUAUAUUGUGUACAUGCUUCCUUCUUUUAACUGUGUCAUUAGAUUAGUAUUGUCGAGUAACCAAAAUGUUGUUGAUCCAUCCUCAGUUUUCUCUUAUCACAGCUAUUAAACUCUUUAAAACUCUGUUUUAAAAUGAUCACCAUUGGCCUCAUGGUGAAAUCCCUGUUUCCUUCCUACAGUAUCCGGCAACUGACUAAGGAAGGAAGCCUGUAUCUUUGUAGUGACUGGGUGUAUUGAUACACCAUCCAAAGCGCAAUUGAUAAUUUCAGCAUGCUCAAAGGGACAUUCAAUGUUGGCUUUUUUUUUUUUUUUCACCCAUCUACCAAUAGGUGCCCUUCUUUGCGAGGCAUUGCAAAACCUCUCUCGUCUCUGUGGUUCUGUGUUUGAAAUUCCCUGCUUGAAUGAAGGACCUUACAGAUAAUUGUACGUGUGGGGUACAGAGAUGAGGUAGUCAUUCAGAAAUCAUGUUAAACACUAUUAUUAUUAAACAGAAUGAGUCCAUGCAACUUUUUAUGUGACUUGUUAAGCACAUUUUUACUCCUGAACUUAUUUAGGCUUGCCAUAACAAAACGGGUUGAAUACUUAUUCUAAAAACGAAAUUCCACUUUGACAUUAUGGGGUAUUGUGUGUAGAUCAGUGACACAACAUCUCAAUGUAACCCAUUUUAAAUUCAGGCUGUAACAACAACAACAUGUGGAACAAGUUAAACGGGUGUGAAUCCUUUCCAAAGGCAAUGUGGGUGUUCCCACCUAGACCAUUUUCUGCCACCCACUAAUCAAAGCCCUAUUUCACAAUACUACACAAAUGUCUUAAUGAACUAUGUUCACAUAAUAUCACCAAGGGUUGCAGUCAAUCAGACCCAAAUAUAAUAGUUUGGGAAUCGUACCGCUGCACCAUGCAAUAUACUGAACCGCUGCACCAUGCAAAAUACUGAACCGCUGCACCAUGCAAUAUACUGAACCGCUGCACCAUGCAAUAUACUGUACCGCUGCACCAUGCAAUAUACUGAACCGCUGCACCAUGCAAUAUACUGAACCGCUGCACCAUGCAAUAUACUGAACCGCUGCACCAUGCAAUAUACUGAAUCGCUGCACCAUGCAAUAUACUGAACCGCUGCACCAUGCAAUAUACUGAACCGCUGCACCAUGCAAUAUACUGAACCGCUGCACCAUGCAAUAUACUGAACCGCUGGCCAUGCAAUAUACUGAAUCGCUGACCAUGCAAAAUACUGAACCGCUGGCCAUGCAAUAUACUGAACCGCUGCACCAUGCAAUAUACUGAACCGCUGCACCAUGCAAUAUACUGAACCGCUGCACCAUGCAAUAUACUGAACCGCUGGCCAUGCAAUAUACUGAAUCGCUGCACCAUGCAAUAUACUGAACCGCUGGCCAUGCAAAAUACUGAAUCGCUGCACCAAGCAAUAUACUGAACCGCUGCACCAUGCAAUAUACUGAACCGCUGCACCAUGCAAUAUCCUGAAUCGCUGCACCAUGCAAUAUACUGAACCGCUGGCCAUGCAAUAUACUGAAUCGCUGCACCAUGCAAUAUACUGAACCGCUGGCCAUGCAAAAUACUGAAUCGCUGCACCAAGCAAUAUACUGAACCGCUGCACCAUGCAAUAUACUGAACCGCUGCACCAUGCAAUAUCCUGAAUCGCUGCACCAUGCAAUAUACUGAACCGCUGCACCAUGCAAUAUACUGCUACAAAGGACUGCUAGAGAAAUCCACUCAUAGCAGUGCAUUUGGAACGUAUUCUCCACAUUUUGUUACAUUGCAGCCUUAUUCCACAAUUUAUUAAAUUGUUUUUUCCCCCUCAUCAAUCUACACACACUACCCCAUAUUGAGAAAGCAAAAACGUAUUUAAAAAAUGUAGAUUUAUAUAUUUUUUUUUUAUAGCACAUUUACAUAAGUAUUCAGACCCUUUCCUCAGUACUUUGUUGAAGCACCUUUGGCAGAGAUUACAGCCUCAAGUCUUCUUGGGUGUGACGCUACAGGCUUGGCACACCUGUAUUUGGGGAGUUUCUCCCAUUCUUCUCUGCAGAUCCUCUCAAGCUGUCAGGUUGGAUGGGGAGCGUUGCUGCACAGCUAUUUUACGGUCUCCGCAGAGAUGUUCGAUCAGGUUCAAGUCCGUCUCUGGCUGGGCCACUGAAUGCAAUUCAGAGACUUGUCCUGAAGCCACUCCUGUGUUGUCUUGGCUGUGUGCUUAGGGUCGUUGUCCUGUUGGAAGGUGAACCUUUGCCCCAGUCUGAGGUCCUGAGUGCUCUGGAGCAGGUUUUUAAUCAAGGAUCUCUCUGUACUUUGCUUGGUUCAUCUUUCCCUCGAUGCCGACUAGUCUUCUAGUCCCUGCCCCUGAAAAACAUUCCCACAGCAUGAUGCUGCCACCACCAUGCUUCACCGUAGGGAUGGGUGCCAGGUUUCCUCCAGGCAUAACGCUUGACAUUCAGGCCAAAGAGUUCAAUCUUGGUUUCAUCAGACCAGAGAAUGUUGUUUCUCAUGGUCUGAGAGUCUUUAGGUGCCUUUUGGCAAACUCUAAGCGAGCUGCCAUGUGCCUUUUACUGAGGAGUGGCUUCUGUAUGGCCACUCUACCAUAAAGGCCUGAUGGAGUGCUGCAGAGAUGGUUGUCCUUCUGGAAGGAUCUGCCAUAUCCAUAGAGGAACUCUGGAGCUCUGUCAGAAUGACCAUCGGGUUCUUGGUCACCCUGACCAAGGCCCUUCUCCCCCGAUUGCUCAGUUUGGCCGGGCGGCCAGCUAUAGGAAGAGUCUUGGUGGUUCCAAACUACUUCAUUUAAGAAUGAUGGAGGCCACUGUGUUCUUGGGAACCUUCAAUGCUGCAGAAAUGUUUUGGUAUCCUUCCCCAAAUCUGUGCCUCGACACAAUCAUGUCUCGGAGCUCUACGGACAAUUCCUUCGACAUCAUGGCUUUGUUUUUUCUCUGACAUGCACUGUCAACUGUGGGACCUUAUACAGACAAGUGUGUGCCUUUCCAAAUCAUGUCCAAUCAAUUGAAUUUACCACAGAAUGCACCUGAGCUCAAUUUUGAUAUCUCAUGGCAAAGGGUCUGAAUACUUAUGUCAAUAAGGUAUCUGGUUUUUAAAAAAUUAAUAUUUGCAAAAAUGUCUAAACCUGUUUUCACUUUGUUGGGUAUUGUGUGUAGAUUGAUGAGGAAUAAAUGUAAUUUAAUCCAUUUUAAAAUACGCCUGUGACGUAACAAAAUGUGGAAAAAGUCAAGGGAUUUGAAUACUUUCUGAAAACACUGUAGUUACUACGAAGCUAGAUUUGGGUUAGCGAAGCUAGAUUUGCGUUAGCAAAGCUAGAUUUGGGUUAGCGAAGUUAGAUUUGGGUUAGCGAAGCUAGAUUUGGGUUAGCGAUAGCAUCUCUGUUUUUACAGGUGCUCAAACAACAGUAUUAAUGUACAGUAGCAUUUUCCAAUACUACACACAUUCAACAUCUUAAGGUAUCACAUUACCAUUCAACUGGAUCUGGAGUUAGUUCAAAUAGUUCACUAUUAGUGUAAUCAUGAGAGACCUAUUUCAGUAUGUAUGGUAUACCAUUGAGGGGAGAUUACUUUGUACACAGACCCUCAUUGAAGUUAGCCUGGUCCCAGGUCGGUUACUUUGUGCUGUCUUGCCAAUGUUUGGCAUGCCACGUGACAAUCACACAUAGAAGUUGUCAAGGACCAAGCUGGGUGGAAGAGUAUAUCACAUAGGGUGAAAUACCUGGGUUUACUUGGCAUGUACUGUACACGGGUGGACAGCCAUGUUGGUUGGUGCUGUUUUACUGUGUAAACUACUGACCAAGUGCUUUAAGAAGACAGACAGUUUAUUUGCUUAGCCUGAGUGCCAGUCCUGAGUGCCAGUCUGUUUCUGCUGUAUUGCCAAUGAAGGGAAGGUAAACGGGGGAUACAUAGUCAGUUGUACAAAUGAACGUCUUCAACUGAAAUGUCUCUCUGAAUCAGAGAGGUGCGGGGGGGGGGUGGGGCUGCCUUAAUCGACAUCCACAUCUUCGGGCGCCCGGGGGAACAGUGUGACAAGGAGUUGGCAAUGGAGAACAAACAGAUUGGCACUCAAGUUUUAUUAUUUACUUAUUAUAGCCCAGAAAAUAUAUAAUCUUUCGAUGGUACUACCCAUAUACCUUAGUAAGGCUGGUAGAAUGAGGAAAUGAAAUGCUGUUGAAGGCUACUUCAGGCAGACACAAUGACAAUGCAAUUUAUAAAGCUAUUAUAUGGGAGAGCUAUGACAUGGGAGAGCUAUGACAUGGGAGAGCUAUGACAUGGGAGAGCUAUGACAUGGGAGAGCUAUGACAUGGGAGAGCUAUGACAUGGGAAAGCUAUGACAUGGGAGAGCUAUGACAUGGGAGAGCUAUGACAUGGGAGAGCUAUGACAUGGGAGAGCUAUGACAUGGGAGAACUAUGACAUGGGAGAGCUAUGACAUGGGAAAGCUAUGACAUGGGAGAGCUAUGACAUGGGAGAGCUAUGACAUGGGAGAGCUAUGACAUGGGAGAGCUAUGACAUGGGAAAGCUAUUAUAUGGGAGUUUAGUCUGUUGUUUAAAUUCUGUUAUCUACAAGGUUUUUAAUGUUGUUCUUUUGUUACCACAGUGAUUCCCCAUUCUUAACUAAAUGUUCCUAAGUAUAUAUUGUAUACUGUAUGUACCUAGUUUAGUGUUUUUAAACAAACAACAACGAUACAGCGAAACAGAAUGUAAGCUCGCGAGAUCAGGUGGUUCGUACGAGGCUAAGUUCCUGGUACAAAAAAGGUUGAGAAACACUGACCUGGUCCUUUGAAAAUUGCGUGAUAAACAUUUUUUUGUUUGUUUGUUUUCUACUGCCCUCUAGUGGCGCUAAAAAGCUUGAACUCAACGAACACUUCCUCAGUACCAAAUCUCUCUUCCCCCUCAACUCACUCUCACAAAGUCUGCCUGCACAACUCUGUGUGUAUUGCCUCGGCACAUUCUCCCAUUUACCGUUAUUCACACGCCGCAGCUCUGCUUACUCCUAAAACGGAUGCCAAAAGAGCCCUGUAGGCUCUGGUCCAACGUAGUGCUUUAUAUUAAGGAAUAGGGUUCCAUUUGAGAUGUGCAACCAGUGUGUUCAAUUCCUGUGCGAUUAAGGGCCACUGAAUGUUAUGUUAAAAAAUGAUAUUUUGAUGAUUUAAAAGUAUUUUGUUGUUCUAUUCUUUACUGUCUGAACCCAGUGUUUUAGAGGAAGGAACUGUGGUUUAAAGCAAUAUCCUGAAAAAGCUAUUUUGUCCAACAAUUGUUUUCAAGAAAACAGGAACAAUUGCAACCCUUAAACUCAACAAGUGCUUAAAUGUAUAUUGGUAACACCUAGAAAUAUAUUUGAUAUUGUAUUCUGAUUACAAUAAUUUCUUGUUGGACAAGACUUUACAUUUUAUACAUUCGUUUCAGGAGUCAUUUGAUUAAAGCUUAUUACUACAUGCUUAACCAAUCAUAUUCCUAAAUAGUUACUACGACGAUCAUCUAAACAUGUUCUUUUUGUAUGCCUUUUAACUGACUGUACAAUCGGCUGCAAUAAAGUGACACGUGAGGUUUGUUAA
Molecule: messenger RNA, 17342 nt
Organism: Salvelinus fontinalis (brook trout)
Lineage: Eukaryota; Metazoa; Chordata; Actinopteri; Salmoniformes; Salmonidae
Product: monocarboxylate transporter 5-like
Exons: 9
Coding region: 106-1947 (613 amino acids)
Biological process (GO): transmembrane transport; monocarboxylic acid transport
Molecular function (GO): monocarboxylic acid transmembrane transporter activity
Source: RefSeq, a predicted model, not a curated record